AUGGACAGCGCGGCCGCCGCCUUCGCCCUGGACCCGCCAGCGCCCGGCCCGGGGCCCCCGACCGCACCCGGCGACUGCGCCCAGGCGCGCAAGAACUUCUCGGUGAGCCACCUCCUGGACCUGGAGGAGGUGGCGGCUGCCGGGCGCAGGGCUGCAGGGCCGGGGCCGGGGCCGGAGGCGCGGGAGGCAGCGGCGCGCGAGCCGUCCGGGGGCAGCAGCGGCAGCGAGGCGGCGCCGCAGGACGGCGACUGUCCCAGCCCCGGCCGUGGCAGCGCCACCAAACGAAAGAAGAAACAGCGUCGGAACCGAACCACCUUCAACAGCAGCCAGCUGCAGGCACUGGAGCGUGUGUUCGAGCGCACGCACUACCCCGACGCCUUUGUGCGCGAAGAGCUAGCCCGCCGCGUCAACCUCAGUGAGGCGCGUGUCCAGGUCUGGUUCCAGAAUCGCCGUGCCAAGUUUCGCCGGAAUGAACGAGCCAUGCUGGCUACCCGCUCUGCCUCGCUGCUCAAGUCCUAUGGCCAGGAGGCUGCCAUCGAGCAGCCCGUGGCUCCCCGGCCUACUGCGCUGAACCCGGAUUAUCUAUCUUGGCCAGCAUCGUCCCCCUACAGCUCUGUGCCUCCUUACAGCCCUGGAAGUUCAAGUCCUGCAACUCCUGGGGUCAACAUGGCCAACAGCAUCGCCAGCCUACGCCUUAAGGCCAAGGAGUUCAGCCUACACCACAGCCAGGUGCCCACAGUGAACUGACAGUGUGCCCUGGGCCCAGCCUCCUCCCUGGCCCAAUGACAGACAGCAGCAAAGGAAGUGGCCUUGUCUGUCCCUGGCCCCAGGCAGAAUGGGCAGCUCUCCCGUGCCUUCUCUCCAGUCCAGCUUCCUGAGUUCCAGAGGCCUGCUGGGGACUGGAAGUGCAGCUGAACACCUCUCUGCCUGCGGUGGCUGAGAUUGUGGCCGGAGGCCCCAGGGGUGGCCUGGCCAGAAGGCGGAGCAGGAGUCCGCCAAGGAACUCGCUCACUUAUGUAUUAAAACCAAAAAGCUUUUGUCUUUAAGGAAUA
Molecule: messenger RNA, 1052 nt
Organism: Psammomys obesus (fat sand rat)
Lineage: Eukaryota; Metazoa; Chordata; Mammalia; Rodentia; Muridae
Gene: Prrx2
Product: paired related homeobox 2
Exons: 4
Coding region: 1-747 (248 amino acids)
Biological process (GO): regulation of DNA-templated transcription
Molecular function (GO): DNA binding; DNA-binding transcription factor activity, RNA polymerase II-specific
Source: RefSeq, a predicted model, not a curated record